CUUGAGUUUGAACAAUCUGUUCUCAGAUCCCACUGGAAAACCCGUCGCCUUGUCAUUUCUAAAUAUUUAAACUCGCGCGUUAGGUUGGGGGAUCUGUCUGGUCUCUCGCCUUCGAGUUCAUUUAUAUUAAUAGUAGCAUACCUUUCAUAUACAUUUCAAUUGACCGUACUUACACUAUUCCCCCUCGGUUCCCUUCGAACUUUCGAGACCGCGCUAUACAUACAUACCACAUACACGCAUACAUACAUACCUAGCAUACUCUAUUUCGACUUUCUACCCCCUUUACAACCAACUCUCCUUUCUAUAUCAGGUACACAUACAAAAUGGCCCAAACCCUCGAGCAGCGAAGGCGGAACGCCAAGUUCACCAAGGAGCAGGAUGCCCGUCGCGGCAAGUCGGAGACUGAUAUCAAGAAGCACACCAAGGGCGUGCAAAAGUCGCCUAUUUCUCCCUUUUGGCUCGGUAUCCUCGGCUUCAUCGUCUUCGGCGGCCUCAUAUUCGAGCUCAUCUCGCGCAUCUUCUUCCGAUGAAUAACGAUAUUGUUGAAAGGUGCAAAUAACAUACAUACAUGCUGUCAUUAUCAAAGUAAAGUUCGAGUGACAAAAAGUACUCUUGUGGGGAUGGUCCGUGUAGUCAUGGUAUAACAUAGAGAGACGUGGUUGGAAGUUAAGAAGCAUGGGAUGCUUACAAUGUCUUCAGAGCGUAUACGUGUAUAGUUGUUUAGGAGAUCGAUAUGAUACCUGAGCUUUUUGCUCUACAAGAACGGAAUCGCGUUUUAAGGGAGGCCAUAUUUAUCUUAGAUGCGUUGCUAGAUUUAUAUACAAUUCUUGAAAUUCUA
Daldinia vernicosa is the source of this 838-nucleotide messenger RNA. RefSeq lists its product as uncharacterized. The transcript has 3 exons. The record is from RefSeq and is a predicted model, not a curated record. Gene Ontology annotation, cellular component: endoplasmic reticulum. NCBI's taxonomy places the organism in Eukaryota, Fungi, Ascomycota, Sordariomycetes, Xylariales, Hypoxylaceae. Bases 324 to 530 code for a protein of 68 amino acids.